AUGACGACCGUCAAUUGGACCCCGCCGACGCAGGCCAGCCCGGUAACAUACCAGCGCAGCAUGUUGGCCCUCUCUGCCCCCACUGCUGCGUCUGGCAGCCCCUCGAGUGGUGGCGGUGGUCUCUCGCAGGGAACACAAAAGGCUCUGAAAGUCGUCCUUGCCGGCGUGGCCGGUUUGAUUGGCGUUGGUAUCACCUAUCCCUUGGACAUGGCCAAGACGCGCCUGCAGGCUCAGCUGCGAGGCCAGGCCUCUGCCAGUGGCCGUCCACACUAUCGCGGCAUGUUGCACUGCAUUUGGACGGUCGCAAAAACAGAGGGCCGCACUGGCGUUUAUCGUGGCCUGAGUGUCAACCUCAUGGGCGUGUUUCCGGAAAAGGCCGUCAAACUCAGUGUCAACGACUUUGCGCGCACUUAUCUGGCCGAUGAACAUGGCAAUGUGUCGACUCUCUCCGGUUGUUUCGCUGGUGCCCUGGCCGGCUUGUGCCAGUCGCCCAUUACCAACCCCAUGGAGUUGGUCAAGGUGCAGCGCAUGACCGCAAUGGCUGCCAAGAAGACGGGUGGAGGUACAGGCCAGGUGGAGACCCUGAGUCAGAUGCUCAAGCGUCUCGGUUUCCGUGGCGUGUAUACCGGCUACACUUCGACCAUUAUGCGUGACAUUCCCUUCUCCAUCCUGUUCUUCUGGAGCUACGGCGCACUCAACGACUCGUGGGCGCGCCCCUACCCGGGCGCCGAGCCGGACACGCGCAAGUCUUUUGUGGCUGGUCUCUUUUGUGGCUGCGUGGCUGCCGUCCUCAGUACCCCCAUGGACGUUAUCAAGACAAACCUGCAGCUCAAGGACACUGAGCACAAAUCAAUCCGCGCUGUCGCUCGCAACGUGUAUGCCAACUACGGCCUGGGCGGCUUCUUCAAUGGCGCUAGUCUUGCUGUCACCGGCACUAAAGGUCAGGCUCAAAUAUCGUACUGCCAUUCAGAUUCAGAUCACAACCAUCUCAUUGGGGUUUCGAUGCGCUGCUCGCAGACCGUCAGCCACCUCAAGCGUAUUCUACGCAUGGAGACCCCUGGCCGGCCUCGAACCCAGGCCGCGUCGGCUGUACCACCUCGAUCAGGGACCAGUGCGGAUGGCCCAAGCUUUAAUUUUCAGCCGCAUGUCCAAGUCGGUGCCUUCGAGGUUCCACUGGGAGAUGACACCUCUCCCCUUGUGAAUCGGUUCAUGGAAAGUUUUAGUAGCGCCGUGAAUGCUUUUGCACGAGACGUGGUCAGCCCUGAGAACCCCGCGUCGGCAACAGAAAAUCCAAGGUGGCAUACGUAUGGUGAAAACGACUACCCAACUGCGGGUUACGACUCGGAAGAGGACGACGACGGUCCACCGGGGCGACUCGUCACGGAAAUGCUGCACGCCAGCGUGGCCAUGGAUACCGAUACGCCAGCAUUCCGUGCUUCUGCCAUUGCUGCGCGUGCUCGCGUGGUCGGUACGCUGAGUCAGCAGCUGCGUACGCAGCUUGGAUUGCUCGCCGAGGACUUGAGCCUUGCUCGGGAGGGCGACGAAGACUUGAGCCCAUUUCUGCCGAACCUUGAUGUGGAGCGCACACUCAGGGGGGUCAACGCUGCCAACUCGGAGCUCGAGUCGCUGGAGUCGGUGCGUUCGCUUAACCUGCGCCCCCUGCACCGCCCCUGGCCGCCGCCCACUUCGCCUCAUCAUCUUUUUGUAAUGAACGCCCUCGUAGCUGGAUGCGGCUGUUACAAGGCAAGACCUGCCGAAUACACCAGCACCCAUUCUGCGCGUACGCACAGCGGUAUGUACCUCCUGCUGUCCAAGUCAUUUGUCACUGCGCUGACCCAUCUAAUGCCCCGCCAUUCUUUUGGAAAUCGCGUGCAGCUGGACGUGGAGCGCAUGAGACUGUGUCGGAAGAUUGUGCAAAGCCGCGAGGAAGUGUCACACCUUUUGGCUGAGCUGGGCAGGAUUGAAGAAGAGUACCAACACACCUUGGUUGAACGCGUGCGCUUGAGUCAGGUGGCAGACUCUGCGCCAGAGUCUUACGAGAUGAGCUUGGAGCGACGUUUCGAGACGGAAAAUGAGCGAUCCUUGCACUUGCGGAAUGUAUACGCCGCCUUGGUGCCAGAGGAAGCGCCGCCGGCUCUGCUGGAAACGUUUGGGCCUCUUGGCGGCAGACCAACCACAGGCCGUUCUGGCGCGGCUCUUCGUCUGGCCACACAGCUCUUUGAGAGUGCGGUCGCUGCAGAGGACCAAGCCGAACGCCUGCCUCACCCCCUGGGCGCUUUCCAGACGCAGCACAGGCGUACCCUCUGCACACCACUUGUGCACAUCGCUCAUGCAUACCCGGUCCGCCGGCUCGCUGCUCAGUCUUUUGGGUAUGACAAUGACGGGGACGUGGCCUACAACGUGGGCAUCAUCGCCAGCGCCAUGUUUCUUGGUCGCACCAUUGCCAGCUACCCGACCAACCCCUACUUCUUGCCCUCCCUCAUCUGCACGGUGCUAUGUGGAGCCGCCUUUGUGCCCUCAUACCUCUACCUGCCCGAGACCCUACCCAAAGGCUUGCAUGCCCCUGGUGCAUCCCACGGGAGCGAUGAGGAGGAUGUCGAAGCUGCUACAGCGCCUCUCAUGCCAGCGCAGUCCGAGGUGGUGGACAAGAUCAAGAGCGGCACAUGGCCCUCCAGCGAUGCCGCGUCUGAGCGACCACUUUCUGCACGCGAGCUUCUGAAGCAACGUGAAGUUGUUUUGCUGAUUCUCCUCUACGGCGUCUACGCCAUAGCAGCCAUUGGCAUGGAGGAAAUUCAUAGCGUCUUCUGUGCCACCUCGGUUGAGCUGGGCGGUCUGGGCUGGGACACGACCACCAUCGGAACGAGUCUCGGCCUCAUUGGUGUCAUACUCAUGUUUAUGCAGACGAUGGUCUUUCCACAAUUGGAAAAGCGCCUCAAACUUGUCAAGACAACGGCGGUCGGCUGUGCGCUGGCGACCUUCUUUAUUCUGUGGUACCCUCCCCUCAACACGCUGGCCACCAACGCGCGCGCCCUGCCGCUUGGUGUUGACCCGCGUCCUUCCGAUGAGCUGCUUUCAGAGGAGGGCAAACACGUGGAUGGCACCCUCUACCUGGCCACGGCCGUGGUUGCCGUAGCCUAUCGUGUGUUUGGUGGCUGUGUCUUUUGCGGCAUCACGUUGCUCUUCAACAACUCGGUUCACGCCGUUAAUCGGUACGAUCCGUCCUCUCUUGUGUCUCGCAAAGAUUAUCAGACCGAGUCGACAAAACGUACCGCACGCUCAUGUAACACUCCUGCUGUUUUUUGCUUUUUGCGCGAACCGCGAGACACUUGUUGGGACUGCAACCGGCAAGAGCGCCGGCGCUGGCGACAAGGGCGCGGUGAUUGCAUUCACUGUGCCUGGACCAAGCAGUCUUCGAGUAUCGGCCGUGCGUUGGUCACCAUCAAGGGCUUCAAAAGCUACCGUGAUCAGACAUUUGUCGAGCCUUUCAGCCCCCACCAUAACGUCAUCGUGGGUCGCAAUGGCAGUGGCAAAAGCAACUUCUUUUUUGCCAUUCGCUUCGUCCUCAGCGACAUGUUCUCCUCCAUGCGUGCUCCUGAACGCCGCGCCCUGCUCCAUGAGGGUGCUGGCCGAGCGGUUGUGGAUGCAUAUGUCGAGAUCGUUUUUGACAACAGCGAUGGUCGUAUCCCAAUUGACAAGGAGGAGGUCGUGCUCCGCCGAAAUUUUGGUCUGAAGAAGGAUGAAUACUACCUCAACAACAGUCGUUCCACCAAGAACGAGGUUUGCUUGCUUUCUCGCCUAGUUGCAUUUGGAAUCGAGCGCCGACACCUGGCACUCACUGUAUCCAUGCCGCUGCGACAGGUGGUCAACCUUCUCGAAUCUGCCAACUUUUCCCGGAGCAACCCUUACUAUAUUGUGCAGCAGGGCAAGAUCAACGACCUGGCCACGGCCUCGGACUCUGCCCGUUUGGACUUGCUUAAGGAGGUGGCCGGCACAAACGUCUAUGACGAGCGCCGUAAGGAGUCGCUGAAGAUCCUGGAAGAUGCCAACAACAAGCGGGAUCGGAUUGAAGAGGUCCUCAAGGACAUUGACACGCGCCUCGAAGAGCUCGAGUCGGAACAGUCGGAGCUCAAGGCCUACCAGCAGCUGGACACUGACAAGCGGGCCAUCGAGUACGCCAUUUACAGCAAAGAGUUGCGUGACACCAACGAUCAGUUGGCGGCGCUGGAGCAGCAUCGUGAAGAGCUCUCCUCACAUCUUCGCUCAGAGGAUGGCAAUGCCACCGAUUUGCAAGAGGAGCUCACAACCCGUGAACAGCAGCUGGAGGAGAACAAGCAAGAGCUGGCUGACUUGCAAACGGAUCGCACUACGAUCGAGACCGAGCGCGCUCAACUCUUGCGCACCGUGGCCGGGUUGCAAGUCGAUGUGGAGGAACUCCAGAGCUCGGCUUCGAUGGAAAAGGGUCGCUAUGGCGAAAUUGCAAAGGACAUGCAGCACCUGCGGUCCGAGAUCCAGCGAGUCGAGGGCCAGUUGGCCGAGCUGGCAGGUCCCUAUGAAGAGGUUACCGCUCAGCGCGAGCAGCAUGAGAAGCUUUUGGCCAUCAACGAGCAGAAGCGCGAUGCGCUCCUGGCCAAGCAGUCUCGCCACGCUCAGUACCAAACCAAGGAGGAUCGUGAUGCCUUUUUGCGGGAGGAGCUAGCGUCGGUGACCAAAGCAAAGCAAGGCAAACAAGAAAAUCGUCUCGAGUUGCAAAAAGACAUUGAGCGUCACCUUCGUACCGUGACGGAACUGGGCUUGCGGGUGGUUCGAGACCUGACUGAGCGCAUGCAAGUGGCUGGCGUGUACGGACCCGUUAUCGAUCUCAUCAAUGUCGAUGAGGACGUGGCGACUCAAUUGCUGCAGGAGAUGAACCGACUCAAGCUUCCGGGCCGCGUCACCUUUCUGCCCCUGAGCAAACUUCGGCCGAAGCAAUUCACUUACCCCGAGACGUCAGAUGCUGUACCGUUGCUGUCCCGCGUUCAGGCUGACGAGCGCUUUUCAGCUGCGUUGCAGCACAUUUUUGGCCGCACUUUGGUCUGCCGAGACUUGAGCGUCGCCAGCAGCUUCUCGAAGGAGGGCACGUUUGAUGCCAUUACUUUGCAGGGUGAUCGCGUUUCGCGCAAGGGCGCUUUCACCGGUGGCUUUGUCAAAACCAAGGCCUCCAAACUGCGAUUGCAGGCCGAGAUCCACGAGUCACGCGACGAGCUAGAGCGGCUGACCCGGCGCCAGGACGAGCUCAAGGAUGCCGAGGCCAAGGUUGAACAACAGACGACUCUGCUGCUGACCGAGAUGCACAAGGCUGAGAACGAGCUGAAGCAAUUUCGCACCAACGUCCAUCACCUGCAGGGUGAUGUGGACCAAAUGACACGCUCCAUCGAGGAGAACAAGCGUCAAGCAGACAUUAAGCGCAAGCACCACGAGGUGGCUGACAUGAUCGAACAGACGCGCGAGCAAUUACACGUGUGCAUCCAGCAACAAAGCGGUACGGUGCCUUUGCCUGUGUCCAAGAAACACGAGAUUUGCAAUGCCACUGACAUCGCCGCUGACCAACUAUCUCCACCCCGUGCCGUGUACAUGGAAUAG
Monosiga brevicollis MX1 is the source of this 5619-nucleotide messenger RNA. RefSeq lists its product as uncharacterized. Lineage: Eukaryota; Choanoflagellata; Craspedida; Salpingoecidae. The record is from RefSeq and is a predicted model, not a curated record. Gene Ontology annotation, cellular component: chromosome. The transcript has 31 exons. Gene Ontology annotation, biological process: mitotic sister chromatid cohesion. Bases 1 to 5619 code for a protein of 1872 amino acids. Gene Ontology annotation, molecular function: ATP hydrolysis activity; double-stranded DNA binding; cohesin loader activity.